AUGUCAAUUGACGGAAGUUUCAGCGUUCAUUCUUCGCUUCGGAGAUUGCUUGAUCGUUGUCCGAAGCUUCAAUCAGUUCCUCAGAUUGAUUCGUUAGCACAGAAGGGGAGCUUGGUAACAGAAGAUGAAGUGGUUAAUGAGUUAGUGGGGAUUUUUCUGCAUCCUAGUUAUACAAUUCCAUUGGCGGGAUGUUUCCGGCCAAUUGUUCGAAACUUUGUAGAUAAAGCUGUUGCUUUACUUCGUCUUGUACCGAAUUUGAAGUCUAAUACUGUGGAUGAUGCUAUGGAAAUUGACUCCGACAUUGUCUUGGAUGAUGUUGCCAAUGUUGUAGAGUACUGUGUUGAACGGGGAAGGGGUCUUGAUCUUCAUGAGCAUGCUUGUUUUGCCUUCUGCUGUGCUCUUGAAAUGGGCCUUGUACCGCUGAGUUCUGUAUUAAGCUAUUUCAAUUAUGCACCUGCUCCGUUUGAAAGAUUUUCAGGGGAGCAAGUUUUGGUUGAGCCCCAUGGAUUGCAUGUUGCCCGCUUAUCGUACCGCAUCCUUCUUUUGAAACCUGAAAAAUUCUCAAAGCUUUGGGACUGGUCUUGUUUUCUAGAACCCUUAAAAAAGCCUUGCGAAUCAGACCUGAUAUGGUGCAGGUUUCAUAUAUUAAAAGUUGUGUUCAAAUUAGCUUCAAGAGCCAUUGAAAGCUCGAAUAUUGAAGCUCAGGAAGCAUCUGCCUGUUUAUUGCGCUGGGAAGAGUUUUGUGGGGACACAACACUAGAGAGAGCUGGUUGGUUGGUUGAACCAACAGCAGACUACAUGUCUGAUUCUCCUAAUAGAAACAUGGAUUUCAAUCAAGAGAACUGUUUAAAUUCUUUAAGAUGUAAUUAUCAUCCUGUUGGUUUACCAAAGGUACACGAGGUGCAACCACCUUUUAGGACCAAGCGGGCUGUCACAAGGGAUGAUAUAUCAGAAAGUUAUACAUUCAUAUUGACAUCAGCUGUAAAGAAAAGUUAUGAAAGAGUUCUACUAGCUACAAGUCAGAAGUGGCCGGUUCUUUUAUACGGUCCCUCUGGUUCUGGAAAAUCUGCUCUUAUAGCUAAGCUGGCUGAGGAUAGUCGUACCCAAGUUCUGUCUAUCCAGAUGGAUGAUCAGAUUGAUGGUAGAACGUUGGUUGGGGGAUAUGUCUGUACGGAUAGGCCUGGAGAGUUUAGGUGGCAGCCUGGGUCACUUACUCAGGCUGUGCAGAACGGAUUUUGGAUUGUUUUUGAGGAUAUCAAUAAAGCACCAUCCGAUGUACACUCCAUUCUGUUGCCUUUAUUAGAAGGGGCAGAUUCAUUUAUGACAGAACGAGGGGAGGUAAUAAAGGUGGCCGAGAGUUUUAGGAUGUUUUCGACUAUUGCUGUUUCUAAGUUUGACUCUUCUGAGAGUGCAGGUCAAGGUUCACUUAGUGUCCUUUGGAAAAGAAUAAUAAUUCAACCACCAGAAAAUGAAGAUUUGCAACAGAUAGUCAAAGUGAGGUAUCCUGAUUUGGAGCUUCAUGCAUGCAAACUUAUAGAAACCUUUGAAAGGAUCAACAAUAUUUCCGUGUUUCAAAUAGCGGGUUUUCACCCUGAAAGCUCUUCUAUCUAUUGUCAAGGCAGGUUCUCGUUAAGGGAUCUCUUAAAAUGGUGUAAAAGAAUUACUGGGUUAGGUUUUUGCUCUGAUAGUAGCUUGUCAGAAGAGCAAUGUAAUUAUAUAUAUACAGAGGCUGUUGAUGUAUUUGCGGCCUUUCCGGCUUCAUUUGAUAACCGGUUAUCAAUAAUGAAAGAGAUAGGAAAGUUGUGGAAAACAUGGGAUUCUGCUUCUGAGACCUUAUAUGCCCUUGACAAACCAAUAUAUCAGGAUUCUGUUGCAGGUUUAAAAAUAGGCCGGGUUUUACUCCAGUACAAAAAAGAACCUUCACAUGAACGCAAAAUACCAUUUGUUGAGAUCCGUAGUUCUUUGUUUAUAUUAGAGCGUAUAGCUUGCUCUGUCAAGCAUAAUGAACCUGUACUCUUGGUUGGAGAAACUGGUACCGGAAAGACUACACUUGUUCAAAAUUUGGCUUUAAGGCUUGGUCAGAAGCUUACUGUUUUGAAUAUGAGUCAGCAAAGUGAUAUUGCUGACUUACUUGGAGGAUUCAAGCCUGUGGAUGAACAGUUUGUCUACUCCCACCUUUAUCAGGAAUUAAAGGCUCUAUUCGCUAGGACAUUUUCUAUUGAGGAAAAUUCAAAAGUUCGUAGUUAUCUAGAGAAGAGUUUAAAUAACAAGGAUUGGGUAGGUCUACUUCGAGGAAUGCAACUAACAGUUGAGGGGUCACAAAAGCAUAUAAGAGCUAGACCCUCCAAAAAGCGUAAAAGGCCUUUAGGAGAAGAAAUAUUCCAAGCCUGGGAGAGUUUUUCUAUAAAACUUGACAGUAUCUGUAAAAAUAAUCCAUCUUCUGGGAUGAUGUUUUCAUUUGUAGAAGGAAGUUUUGUAACUGCUCUUAGAAAUGGUUGGUGGAUUUUGCUUGAUGAGGUGAAUUUGGCACCUCCAGAAACCUUGCAGAGAAUAAUUGGCGUUCUAGAAGGGGAAAAUGGGGCACUGUGUUUAGCUGAAAGAGGUGAUAUUGAUUAUAUACACCGUCAUCCAAACUUCCGUAUAUUUGCUUGUAUGAAUCCAGCAACUGAUGCUGGGAAGCGGGAUUUGCCCUUGUCAUUAAGGAGUAGAUUUACUGAAUAUUUUGUCGAUGAAGUUCUGGACGAUAAUGAUUUAAGUCUAUUUGUUAGUCAGUUCAUUAAUAGUGGCCAUAUACAGCUGGUGAAUAAAAUUGUGCGUUUCUAUAAAGAAUCGAAAAAGGAUUCUGAAGAGAGGCUUCAGGAUGGUGCUAAUCAGAAACCUCAAUACAGUUUAAGGUCCCUUUAUCGUGCUCUAGAGUAUACAAGGAAAGCAGAGAGAGAUUUUGGAUUUCAGAAGGCUUUAUAUGAUGGCUUUAGUUUGUUUUUUCUCACCUUGUUGGAUGGAUCUAGUGCGGACUUAAUGAGGCAAAAGAUAUUGUCUCUUUUAUUGGGGGGAAAUAUGCCUUCACAUGUACCUUUUCACAGAUAUUUAAGUUCCUUCAAAUCCGAUGGAUAUUCUGGAAACUAUGUCAAAACUAAAAGUGUCGAGGAGCAUCUUGGUAAUUUGGCUCGAGCUGUUCUAAUAAAGAGAUACCCUGUUCUCUUACAGGGACCAACAUCUAGUGGGAAAACUAGCCUUGUUCAGUAUCUUGCUUCCGUAACUGGGCAUGAGUUUGUAAGAAUCAAUAAUCAUGAACACACCGAUUUGCAAGAGUAUCUAGGUUCUUAUAUAACUGAUGCUAGUGGAAAGCUUGUUUUCAAUGAAGGUGUUUUGGUAAAAGCUGUAAGAAACGGCUACUGGAUUGUACUGGAUGAGCUUAAUUUGGCUCCAUCUGAUGUGCUUGAAGCAUUGAACCGAUUACUUGAUGAUAACAGAGAGCUUUUUGUUCCUGAACUGCAAGAAACAAUUAAAGCACAUCCGAACUUCAUGCUUUUUGGAACUCAAAAUCCGCCUACACAUUAUGGUGGCCGAAAAAUGUUGUCUCGGGCAUUUCGCAAUCGUUUCAUAGAGAUUCAAGUUGGUGAGAUUCCUGAUGACGAGCUGAGCAAGAUACUGGGGGAGAGAUGUGAAAUUCCUCUAAGUUAUGCCUCAAAAAUGGUUGAAGUAAUGAAGGAGCUUCGGAUGCACAGACAGAGUAGCAGAGUCUUUGCUGGGAAACAUGGAUUUAUAACUCCUCGCGACUUGUUUCGUUGGGCUGAUCGUUACAAAAGAUUUUGUAAAUCUCAAGAAGACUUGGCGAAAGACGGUUAUUAUCUUUUGGCAGAACGGCUCCGGGACGAGGAUGAGAAAUCUAUUGUUCAAGAAGUUCUAGAAAAACAUUUUCGGGUUAAACUAAACAUACAAAAUUUAUAUGGUCAGAUAUUGUCCGGAGAAAGCUCUUCUUUCAAUUCAAUUAUUGGUUUAGGGGGUUCGGAGAGCCUUGGAAGGGUACUAUUGACUAAAAGUAUGAAGAAGCUAUAUUUCCUCGUGGAGCGUUGCUUUCAAUUACGUGAGCCUGUGCUACUUGUUGGGGAAACAGGUGGAGGGAAGACCACUGUUUGUCAGUUGUUAAAUGCUCACUUGCAGUCGAAGUUACAUAUCUUGAAUUGUCAUCAGUAUACAGAAACAUCUGAUUUUAUAGGGGGUUUUCGUCCUAUACGAGACAAAUUUAGGUUGAUUUCUAACUAUGAAGAGACCAUUGAACAAUUGAAAAAACUAAAGGCUUUUACACACUAUCCUGAAGACCAUGCACAGUUUAUUUCUUCUGGCAUAGAUCAAGCUUCCUCAACUAUUGAACUACUGAAUAGUAUGAUGAGGAAAUAUAAAGCGGGCCGGGUUUGUAGUGCUGAUGUCAGCAAAGAAGACCUCUAUGCUUUGGAGCAAUUAAAGUUGAACCUUGAUGUCUUGCAUCAUAAGUGGCAGAGCAUAUUUGAGUGGCAGGAUGGUCCCCUUGUAAAAGCAAUGAAAGAUGGUGAUCUCUUUCUUGUGGAUGAGAUAUCCUUGGCGGAUGAUAGCGUGCUUGAGAGAUUGAAUAGUGUGUUGGAGCCAGAAAGGACGCUGUCUUUGGCUGAGAAAGGAGGGCCUGAUCUUGAGAAAGUUGUGGCACAUUCAAAAUUCUUUGUUCUUGCAACAAUGAACCCUGGUGGUGAUUAUGGUAAGAAAGAGCUGUCUCCAGCACUACGCAAUCGCUUCACAGAGAUAUGGGUUCCCCCUGUUAUUGAUCUAGAUGACCUGAAAGGAAUUGCUCUGGAAAGAAUUUCCAAGUUCAAAGACCCCACGUAUCAAGAGAGACUAUUACUCAUUGUUAAUGCUAUGAUUAGUUUUUGGGAGUGGUUCAACAAAUUACAUCCAGGGAGAAUGCUUACUGUCAGAGAUCUCAUUUCCUGGGUUUCUUUUUUCGAUGUAAUGGAAGGAAGCUUAGGACUCGAACAUGCACUUCUUCAUGGAGCAUUUCUUGUUUUGCUUGAUGGGUUAAGUCUAGGGACAGGCAUUUCAAAAACGGAUGCUGGAGAGCUAAGGGAGAGAUGUUUAUCCUUUCUUCUACAAAAGCUGGUGGUUGAUGAAAGUAAUUUACUAUAUUCAAAGCUUUCAAGAAUGGGGAACUAUGGUUGGGGUGAAUUUGGCACAAACGUGCAUGUGCCACAUAAUGAUGAUAAGCAACAUGAUGAUUUAUUUGGCAUUGACCCAUUCUAUAUCAAGAAAGGUUUCAGCAGUUGUGAGGACGGUGGGUUUGAAUUCAAAGCGCCGACCACCCGCAGGAAUGCCUCUAGAGUUUUGCGGGCUAUGCAGCUUCCAAAGCCUGUAUUACUUGAAGGUAGUCCAGGUGUUGGGAAAACAAGUUUAAUCACUGCCUUGGGAAAAUAUUCUGGGCAUAGAGUUGUGCGGAUAAACUUAUCUGAGCAGACUGAUAUGAUGGAUCUGCUGGGGUCUGAUUUACCUGUGGAAAGUGAUGAAGGGAUGAAGUUUUCUUGGUCUGAUGGGAUUCUAUUGCAGGCCUUGAAGGAAGGCUGUUGGGUUUUGCUGGAUGAGCUCAAUCUUGCCCCACAAUCUGUUUUAGAAGGUUUGAAUGCUAUUCUGGACCAUCGAGCUGAGGUGUUUAUACCGGAGCUGGGUAAUACUUAUAAGUGUCCUCCUUCAUUUAGAAUUUUUGCGUGUCAAAAUCCAUCACAUCAAGGCGGUGGCCGGAAAGGCCUUCCAAGAUCAUUCCUAAAUCGAUUUACUAAGGUAUAUGUCGAUGAGCUAGUUGAGGAUGAUUAUCUGUCAAUUUGUAAAUCAAAAUUUCCAGCUAUCCCGGAGCCUUUACUUUCAAUGUUGAUCUUAUUGAAUAAAAGGAUGCAUGAAGAAACCAUGCUGAAUCAAAAAUUUGCAAAGGAUGGUUUCCCAUGGGAAUUUAAUCUUCGUGAUGUGUUUCGAUCUUGUGAGAUAAUUGAAGGUGCACCUAAGCAUUUGGAGGCAUUACAUUCCUUCUUGAACAUUAUUUAUAUUCAAAGAAUGCGUACAUCUGCUGAUCGCAAAGAAGUCUUACGGGUCUUCGAGGAGGUAUUUAAGGAGACACCGUCUAUAAAUCCAUAUCCUCGUGUUCAACUCAAUUCAGAUGAUUUAUUUGUGGGGAAUGUUGCUAUUAAGAGGAAUAUCACCCAAUUUUAUACUACCUCAAGCAGUCAUCUCCUGAUACAACCUAAAAUUUGUCAAAGUUUGGAAGCUGCAGCUCUUUGUGUAGAGCGUCAAUGGUUAUGUAUCUUGGUUGGCCCAUCAUGCUCAGGGAAAACUAAAUUGUUAAGAUUACUUGCUGCCCUAACAGGCAAUGUACUGAAUGAAGUAAAUCUUUCAUCCGCCACUGAUAUUUCUGAAUUACUGGGAUCUUUUGAACAAUAUGAUGCCUUGCGUAACUUCCGCACAGUUGUUGCUCAAGUCGAGAGCUAUGUUAAUGAGUUCUGUAGUUUGCAACUGGAGGUUUCAAAUGGAACAACUUUUAAGGAAACAGAUUUUUAUAGAAGAUGGAUUGCUUUUUCGUCUAAAUUUGAGAACUUAGCUUCUGCUUCAAGUUAUCUUGAAAACUGGAGGAAUAUAAUUUGUUCUCUUAGUUUGUUAGACGAGAUCAUUGAAAAAUUGAAGUUGUAUAUAGAAAAUAAUUCUCUUCUCUUAUCUUAUUCAAUCCGGGAUCUUGAUUUGGUCAAGCAUACAAUUUUGAAACUCAAAGCAGAUGAUCAGAAAAGGUUGGCUUCCACAAAAUUUGAAUGGGUUACAGGAUUACUGAUCAAGGCUAUAGAGCGAGGGGAAUGGAUUGUAUUGGAGAAUGCAAAUUUAUGUAAUCCCACGGUUCUUGAUAGGAUUAACUCUUUAGUUGAACCUAGUGGAUCAAUCACGGUCAAUGAGCGUGGAAUUGUUGAUGGAAAUCCGUUGGUUAUCCACCCACACCAAAAUUUCCGCAUGUUUCUCACAGUUAAUCCUCGCUACGGCGAGGUUUCUAGAGCUAUGCGUAACAGAGGAGUUGAAAUAUUUAUGAUGGAGCCAUACUGGGGUUUGGAUGAUAUAAGUCCUGAGAUUAUUGAACUCAAAGAUGUAAAGAGAUUUCUCAGUUUAUCUGGUAUCCCAGUUGCUCAAUUGAUUGAUUCAAUGGCCAGAGCCCACAUGUAUGCUAAAAGUGAAGGUUCCAAGCUUAAUGUUCACAUUACAUAUCUUGAACUUUCACACUGGGUCCAUCUAUUUUGGCAGCUUCUCAUGAACGGAUGUCGUCCCAUCUGGAGUCUACAGUUGAGUUGGGAGCAUACAUACCUCUCGUCAUUCUAUUUCAAAGGGGAAGAAAUUAUCAAUUUUGCAAAAUCAAAAUAUUUAUCAGUAACUGGUUUGUCUAGAUGUGAUCCUUUGGCAGAAUGUUCUUUGGGCUUACCAGGAGGAUGGCCAGUUACAUUAAGGUUAAGAGAUUAUAUAUAUUACUCAAAAGAAGCUUCAAUCAAACAGAAUUGCAUGUAUCUGGAGUUUCUGGGAUCUCAAUAUGCAUCACAUGAAUACCAAAAUGCUCAAAGAAGGCACUCGGGAGAUAGUUUGCUAACUACUAGUGGUCACGUCAGGCCAUAUUUGAUGGAUAUGAGGAUGUUGCAUGAUAUUCAGUUUCCUAAGACUUCAAUUGGGACAAUGUCACACUGCGAAAGUGAAUCUGUAUUCAAUUCAGAAUUGGCAAACAAAAGGCUCUUAUUUGCAGCUAAUUGGACAAUUGAACAAGCAACGGAAAGUGAUUUGAAGUUAUAUCUUUUCAGGUUUGAUUGGUUUGGUUCUCAGCUGCACCCUUUCUGCAAAAAGUUCUUCCCUAACUUCCAUAAUUUGAUAGGAGAUGUGAUUAAACAUCCUAUUUGGGAAUAUAUUUUAUGCCGUAGCAAACUAGAUGUUGAUAUGCAGUUAAGGCCAUUGUUAUCAUUAGAUUUCACUGAUUUGGAAGCACCAAACAGCGAAGUUAAAUAUCUCUGUAAUGCCAUUCGUUGCUUUGAUCCGCUAAGGUUAACUUACCAGCAACAGUUUAUUGAGAGUCAGUAUAGUUUUACAGAUUCAACAAGUUACUUUCGUCCAGUUUUGAAGUCUCUUCAUGUGUUGGAAGAUGAAUUCCUUAUGAAACUCGUAGCAUCAACUCCUAAGCUCAUUGAAGAUACAUCAUUUGAUGAUAUAAUACAGUUAUACUUCGACCUUAUUGAGGAUCAUGUAUUAUUCUGGCGUUACUUCAGUUCUUCAAUGUCUGACCAGAUGAUAAUUUCUUGGCAUUCCUUGUUGAAAGAUGCCGGGAAGUUUAUGACUAUCUGUCCUGAAGCUGCAAACCAAUUUUUGAUGGAGAGCAAAAAUUUGAGAAGAUUUUCAUCUUCAGAAAAAUCCUUGCUGUGGAUUCAUGGUGGUCAUCCAUUUUUGCCCUCAUCGUCUGAUUUACAUGAUAAAAAUCAGCAGCUUUUAAAACUGUCAGAAUCACUUUGGCCAAGGAAGAGAGCAAACAUUAGUAAUCAAGGAAUGAGUCAUCAUGCCGAUGCUGUCGUAGCAUUGAAUCAUGAUCUCCGCUUCCUUGUAAUGCAAGAUAUGUCCAACUCCUCUUUUAUGGUAGCGAAACGGAGUCAUGAAGAUGAUGGUACUCAUAUUAUUGAGAAGUUAGAUGAAGCAUAUCAGGUGCUGUUAGGAAGGUUAGAACAUGAACAGAACAAGUUGAAAAUGAAUACUGGAUCCAAAGAUCUUUCAAUUUAUGCAGAAAGUCUAGCUUCUUGUUGUUCAUCUACAUCGGAAUUGUUGCGCCAAAAGACUGUAUUUGAGGGCUGGCAGGAUACAUUACCUCCAGCUGAUGCUACCAGUCUAUUCUGGGACAUGGAAUUACUAAAGGAGCUCACAUCUGUGCCUUUGGACGAACUUGAAGGGUUACAGAAAGUUGUGGGACGUCUUUCCAACCUUUUGGACGCUGCUUUAAAAUUUUCGUUGAGUUCCUCAUCAAGACCCCCUCAAAUGUUUUCACCACAUCAAAAAAUCUUGUGGACCCUGAAUGCAUGGACUUCAAUAGAUGCAGUGAAUAUGAAAAUUGCAAGUUUUCUUCUCGAGAUGUGGUUUAACUGGCACGAGUCUUUGUGGGCAUGCUUUCCUGACUUUGUUAAGAAUUUCUCAAAGGUUGAAGGUUUUGAUAACACCAGUAUUGCACUACCCCACAUGCUCAUUCAGCCUGUGUGUGCUUCAACUGUGUUACAGAUCACGAAAAGCUCACAUGCUAUCAAGGAGUUUUGGGUGCAAUGUCUCAAGUGUAGAGUGACCUUGUCCAAUUUGUGGAAUUGCUCUCAUCAUGGGCAAUAUUUGCCUAAAUUUCUUAUGUCUGGUGCUCGUGCCCUGUUACAGCAGAUUAUUUAUGCACACAGGAAAUCGUUUGACGCUGAUCAAUAUGCUGCAAUUAAGUUUAACUUUUCUUCUUUUGAGAGAAACAUGGCUACAGAAGAAAGCAUCCAUUUGGUGAGCACUCUUGUUGCUUCAUCCCGACACCACAGAUUGAAAAACUCAGUGAAUAAGUUCAUUGUUCCCCUGCUUAGGGAGCUGUAUCUUCAGUCCGCUACUGCUGAUUUUAAUUUCAAUUAUAUUAUUGGUUGUGCAUGGGCGCACAUUGGAGCAUUGCGCAUUCAUCUCUUGCUGAGCUAUAAUGAAGUUGAUCCUGCCAUGAAGUACUAUUGCAAGUACACUCAGCUUGAAGAAACAAUAUCAUCACUUGAACUUGAAAUUCAGGUGCGGAAAGAGUGCGGGUAUUUAGCAGGACAGUUUUUGACAGUAGAAGCUGAUAAAAGAAAGGCUGAAAGGCUAGAAAAGCUUCGGGCAGAGCGUAGAAAGCUGCAAAGAAAGAUUGUGUUCCGCCCUGAAUCCUGUAAAUACAAGAAGUUGAUGAAUGAAUGUAACGAGUUUCUCAAACACGUUGCUGCUUUGGAAGUUUUGGUGAGUAAUGUUGAAGCAGAGGAUCUACAAAAAGUUAUUGACAGCACUCACAGUUGGCAGGAAACAGCAAUGUGUUUCAUUAAUCGGUUGAUGGAUGAGUACUCAGCAUUUGAUGACAUUAUUCAACCAAUUCAAGUUGCUGUGUAUGAGAUGAAAUUUGGGUUAUCACUGGUUCUGUCAAGCACUUUAGAAAAAGAAUAUUUGAGAAAAGUUGGGCAUGAAAACAUCAACCUGGUUAUGGAAACGAUAUAUGUACUUAUGCGCUUCCCCCGAGCUGCUUCAUGCAAGUUCAUUUCUGUCGAGUAUGUUGGGUUAGAAUUGCAUCCGUCAUACAGGCUUGAUUUUGGGACAGACUUUUAUUUGAAUGUGGGUUUGAUAGAGAGACUUAUUACUCUUUCAAGUGGCAAUUCUUCCGAUACGAUGGUAUCUGUGCGAUGUAGAGCUACCAUCUACUGGAACAUUCUUGUUCAAAUUGCAUAUUCUAUAGCAAAUGCAAAAAUAAUUGACUGUAAAUCUUAUAUGCUUUUGCAAAGAAUCUUUGAUGAGUUUUCCAGCCUUUGGAUGAAAAUGAAAGUUGAUGCUAAAUCAAAAAGCGAUUAUGAUGCUCAACAGUUCAAGUUUAAGUCUCGAGAAUUCCAAAUUGAGAGUGUUAUUGAGGUUGAAAUACCAGCUCUUGCAAAUUCAAGUACAGCUGAAGCAUUUUCCGAAUGGAAAGAAUUUUCAUUUGAAGAAAAAUCCACUGACAAAAUGGAGUCCUCAGAGGUAUAUGAAAUAUCGGAUGAAGAAUGGAAGCAUCUGGAAGAGUCUAUCCUUGACAAUGUGGUUCUCAUUCACAAUCAGUUAUUUGGAUCUGAUGAUCUAGUCCAAGCUCCUGGAAUCUUUAAAAUUUCUGAUGAAGACCGGUUGCAUUCCUUCAGCGAGUCAUAUAAAUUGGGUAUCAAUUUAAUCGAAGGUGUCCAUUCUCCAAAUUUGGCCAGUUUAGAUGCUAAACUUGUUCCAGAGCACUUGCUUUAUCUCUCUAUUGACUGCGGAAGGAAGUUUCUUUCGUCAUCCAAAUCUGCAAAUAGAUACAAUUUUUACAAGGAUUCAAAUGCUCACGAGAUUGAACGAAUGUUGAAAGUACUUGCACCCCUAAGACAGCAGAUUCUGUCCAAUCUAAAUGAGUGGGAAGAACAGAAUGAUCUUCAAAAUUUUUUGGUUGUCAUUGACAUGCUCCUGACUCUUCCAUCUGAUAUCCCUCUAGCAAAGGCUUUUUCAGGCUUGCAGUUUUUACUUCACAAGGCUCAAGUUAUGCAAGAAAAUCAUUCAAAGUUCUCCUUCGCAAAUCAGUUGAGAUCUGUUUUUGAUCUGAUGUCAUCAUGGCAAAAGAUAGAACUGGGUUCUUGGCCCGCGUUGCUUGAUGAGGUGACGGAUCAGUAUGAAAACAAUGCUAAAAAAUUGUGGUUUCCUCUGUACUCUCUUCUUCCAUCCACUACUUCUGGUCAAUCAAUUGUCGAAAGCCUGAAAGAUUUCAUUGAGUUGUCUAGCAUUGGGGAAUUCAGAAAACGUCUUCAGCUUCUUUAUGCUUUUCUUGGUCAAAAUCAUAUCAGUGCAUCCCUAAAAAUUAAUUCCAGUCCUUGUCGGAUGCCAUCAUUCUUGUACAAUACUUUUGGAUAUUACGUGCAGUUCUUACCAAAUAUAUCGAAGUACAUUGAUGCUAGCAGGAAAGAAAUUUUAAUUGAACUGAAAGAAUUGGUGAAACUAUGUCGAUGGGAGGAUGAUAAGAGUUAUGCAUCAAUUGAAAAAUUGAAAAAGUGUCGGCAAAAGCUGAAAAAGCUUAUACAGAAGUAUACCGAUAUUCUGCAACAACCUUUUCGUGAAGUUUUAAUUAAGGGCUCAAUCAGUAAUGCUACGGAUUUGCCAUUAUUCAGUGAUGAAAACAGGUCGAUGUGGUUUGAAAACUGCAGCAUGGCGCUGGACAAUGCUUUUCAGAAUUUGCAGCUUAAGAAAACAUCAGCAUUUAAUGUUUUGUUUUUACAACAGAAAAAUGUUGAAGAAGAUGUAAGCAUAUUGAGAUCUUGUUGUGAUUCCCAGCAUACACUUAACCUAGAAGGAUGGAAAGAUGCAUGGCAUAUGGUUGAAAAUCUUUAUAUUGAAGCAGUUGACUUCGGUAACAUUUGGAAGGACGAUAAAAGUAGUUAUAGGAAGAGAAAAGCUUUUGAUCAUCUUCUCAACCUCUUCAGAGCUAGUGGGUUGACUUCACACAAGGAUCAACAUGAAGAUUGGUGGUUCAUUGAGCUUUCUGGAAAAAUGGAGUGUCUACUUCUAGAAAACAGUAGGUUCACUAGUACAUCCUUGGAAAUUGAUGCCAAACUCAAAGAUAAUGAUGCCACUGAAGAAAGCUCCCUUAUGGAGUGGAAGACUGCUAUUGAGCAUUACUUCAAGAGUGUUAUGUCUGUGCGCCUUCUGAAGGAGAUAUGCAUCAAGCCUCACGGUGAUAUAGAUUCUCAACAGGUUCAUAGGUCCAUUUCUUUCCUCAGUCAGCUUAUUCAGAUACAAAAGAAGCAACUUGCUGCUGCCAGUGCAUUUGGCGAGAAAUUGAAACACUUCAGAGAAUGUGCAUCUACUAUGGGAAAGUUGUUUUCAUUUUGCUCUCCCACUGAUAACAGUACAAACUUUAUGUGCUCUAUUGUUCCGAAUCAGUUUGCCACUUACAAAUGCCUGUGGCAACAGAAGCAAAUAUUUGAUAAUCUGUGUGCUAUAUCAAAUGGAGAAUUGCUCUUACUAAGGAUAUUAGAAACUAGCCAUUUAAACACUUGUCAAAAAACAAGCCCUUCAGUAAGAAUGAUGAGUGCUUCCAUUGAAGAAUUCUUACCAGUGUUCUGGAAAUCAAAGGAAUCAUUGGAUUGUUACCUAAUUGGGGGGUCAAAAGCUGUCACUGCAAUGGCUUCUUCACAUUUUUCUGUUGUUACUCAAGAAAUGCAGCAGCUGGUUUCUGAAAAUUUCAAGGCCAUAAAGGGUUUUAAUGAUCAGUUUGUUGUACGGCAAGAGCAGGGUACAGAUAGAAAAUCAGUUAAAAAUGUUCUGGUUCAUCAUUUCCAAGAAGUAAUCGACAAGGCAAAAUCAAUUGAGGAAGAAUAUUCCACUGCAAUAAAGGAAAAUUCUAAAAAUGUAGAUCCAUCUGAGAAGGAUCGUUUUUGCGAAAGGCAGUGUGCGGAGCCUAAUGCUAGGUUUGAUGAAGCCCUUAAGUCCACAUAUAUACACAUUGCAUCUGUGUUGCAAAAUUUAUGUGUGCCAAUGGAUGAAGAGUCAAUGGAUGAAGAGUUAGAAAUUAACAUUGGUGAAUGUAAAUUACACCCAUUUGUCUCAAAUCUCAAGUUGGAAAUGCUGUGUGAUGAUCUUUUUAAAAUAAUCACUUUUGGAGAAAAGCUGGUGAAUUGUUGUGACGAUAAAAUUAGCAGUUAUUCUUGCAAAGUAGGAGCCCAUUUCCAAAAUCUACAUAUGCUCAUUGGCCUAUUACUGGAAUUCAGCGACGAGCUCUUGAAAAAUUUCUUUGCUUUGCACAGAUCAGUAUCAGUAACAACUCACGUGAUUGCAAAUAUUUUAGUUUCUGUAUUUUCAAAAGGUUUUGGAACACCAGCAGAAAACGAGGACGAUGGAACCCUCAAUACGUCUGAAGAUGCAAGUGGGACUGGCAUGGGGGAAGGUGUUGGAUUGAAUGAUGUCAGUGAUCAAAUUACUGAUGAAGACCAGCUACUGGGAACACGUGAACAGCAAAAGGAAAAACAAGACGACUCCAAGGAAGUGCCAGACAACAAUAAUACUGGCAUUGAGAUGGAUCAGGAUUUUCAGGCUGAUGCAGUAAGUCUUAGUGAAGAGUCUGAAGAAAAUGAAGAUUCAGAUGGUGAGAAUGAGGAACCUGAGUCCGAAAUGGGUCCCACAGGACCUGAUGGUGAAGCAGUUGGAGAGAAAAUUUGGGAUCAGAAUGAAGAUGAGACUCCCAAUGAUACAAGAGAGAAGUAUGAAUCUGGACCUUCAGUUAAGGAUAAAGACGAAAGCAACAAAGAGUUAAGAGCCAAGGAUGACUCUGCCAUCAAUGAAUCUGAUAAUGCUAGUUGUGAUGAAGGUGAUGCUCAGAAUGAUGAAGCUGCAACCCAGGAAGAGUAUGAAGAUGAAGAAAAUACAGACAAGGUAAAUAUGGACAAAGAAGAAGCAUAUUCUGAUGCUACUGGAUUGAAGCCAGAUGAACCGGAUCACCCUUCCGACUUGGAUAUGGAUUUAGAUGCAAAUGAAGAUUUGGAUCCUGUUGAAGAGGGAGAUCCGGAAGGGCAUGAUGAUUCAGCUGAGAAUGAGAACCAGGACAGUGAUAAAUGCUCACCUGAUGAAAUUAUGGAAGAAGCAUGUACUGAAGUUGAUGUAUCCUCUGAAAAAGAUGAUCCAGGUCAGGAACAUCAGGAAAAUGGUGAUAUGAAUUCCAUGGAACCAGAGAAAGAAACAUCUGAAUCUUCUGAUGUGGUUAAUGAUCAAGUUUCCACUGUUGGCUUAGCAUCACAGUCCAAAGGUGAUUUGCAGGCAUCUGGUUCCCAAAAUAUACCAUCAGAGUUAAAUUUGUCAAAUAGCCAUCAUGACUUUGACAACCCUGCUCUCACGGGAGGCUUUCCUUCUAGUGAUAGGUCUGAGAUGGACCUUACGAUGACAGACUCAUCAAAUACUGGGGGAAUUAGUAAAACUCAAGCUAAAUCACAUCUUCCAGAGCCUGAGCAUACAUUUUCUCAAGAAAAACAAACUAACCCUUCCCGAAGUACAGGUGAUGCGCUUGAUUUCAGGAAAGAAAGAAUAAAUAUAUCUGGUGAUGUCCCUGAGGAUAACUUAGAGAAUCACGGUGAAAUGGAUGAUGAUAAUGCAGAUGAGUAUGGAUACGUUUCUGAAUUUGAAAAGGGGACAACUCAGGCUUUGGGACCUGCAACGUUGGAACAGGUUGAUAGAAACAUUGAUAGUGAUAAGCUUGAUACAGAAUGUCGUGCCGGAGAUGAUGCAAAUUUGCAGUUUGAAAAGGAAAAAUCAGAAAUAGAUUCUGCAAGUAAUUCUUCUUUACUCCCCAGAAAUGAAAAAAGGGAUCAAGUGAAUAUGUCAGCCAUAGAGAACUCUCAAGAGGAUGGAUCAGGAAAACCUGUUAGUGAGAAUAUUGAUCCUGAAAGGCGUAGGGAAGACGAAGUUUCUUUCAGCAGAUCAUACUUGAAUGAAAACACACCUAAAAUAAGUCAACUUUCUGUGCAUGAUGAGGAAAUGGGACAAUACCAUGAACCUUGUGAGGCUCCUGAUCAUGUGAAAGAUAAUGCUAAUGCCCUAUGGAGAAGAUAUGAACUUAGCACUACAAAGUUGUCUCAGGAACUGGCCGAGCAAUUGCGUCUUGUAUUGGAACCCACAGUGGCCAGCAAGCUCCAAGGGGAUUAUAAAACCGGCAAAAGGAUAAAUAUGAAAAAGGUUAUACAAUACAUAGCCAGUUAUUAUCGUAAGGAUAAAAUAUGGCUUAGGCGGACCAGACCCAACAAACGUGAUUACCAAGUUGUGAUUGCUGUUGAUGAUUCACAUAGCAUGUCAGAGACCUGCUGUGGUGAUGUUGCAGUUGAAGCUUUGGUUACAGUAUGCCGCGCUGUUUCUCAACUCGAAAUGGGGAGCUUGGCCGUUGCAAGCUUCGGAACAAAAGGAAACAUAAAUUUGCUACAUGAUUUUGAUAUGCCAUUCACCGGAGAGGCUGGGGUUAAGAUGAUUUCCAACUUGACAUUCAAGCAAGAGAAUACUAUAGCUGAUGAGCCAGUUGUGGAUCUGUUGAAGUUUUUGACCAACAAGCUAGACGCCGCAGUUGUAAAAGCACGACUUCCAUCUGGACGUAACCCCCUACAGCAACUUGUUUUAAUCAUUGCAGAUGGUCGUUUUCAUGAAAAGGAUAACUUAAAGCGGUGUGUUAGAAAUGCAUUAGCCAGUAACCGAAUGGUUGCUUUCUUGCUUCUUGAUAACUCUCAGGAGUCAAUAAUGGAUCUCAUGGAAGCAUCCUUUGAAGGCGGGAAGAUGAAAUUUUCAAAGUACAUGGACAACUUUCCCUUUCCCUAUUAUAUUGUGUUGAGGAACAUUGAAGCACUGCCCAGGACUCUUGCAAACCUACUGAGACAGUGGUUGGAGCUUAUGCAGCAUUCAAAUUAUUGA
Vicia faba (fava bean) is the source of this 16194-nucleotide messenger RNA. The record is from the annotation of a GenBank genome assembly. Lineage: Eukaryota; Viridiplantae; Streptophyta; Magnoliopsida; Fabales; Fabaceae.